Drosophila gunungcola (fruit fly) is the source of this 2530-nucleotide messenger RNA. RefSeq names its product hippocampus abundant transcript 1 protein. The record is from RefSeq and is a predicted model, not a curated record. Gene Ontology annotation, biological process: transmembrane transport. Bases 120 to 1466 code for a protein of 448 amino acids. The transcript has a single exon. Gene Ontology annotation, cellular component: membrane. Lineage: Eukaryota; Metazoa; Arthropoda; Insecta; Diptera; Drosophilidae. Gene Ontology annotation, molecular function: transmembrane transporter activity.
CCUCUAAAAUGUGUUAGCCACGCUAAAAGACCGUAUAAAAAUAAUUUCAGUUAAACUUGAAUUUCUUUCUCAAAGUGCAAGAUUUAGUGCUCUUUCAGUUGUAUUCUCGCCAUACAGAUAUGGCCAAGUUGGGUCUGAAAAAACUACUCGUAACUCUUGCCUCUAUUUCGGGGAUUGGAAAGCCGUGUGUUGCUCACGUUUUGGUCGUGGUUUUCUUGGAGUAUUUCGCCUGGGGCCUGCUGACAAUGCCCAUGAUAGCCACUUUGAAGGAAACCUUCCCAGAUCACACAUUCCUGAUGAACGGUUUGGUGAUGGGUGUCAAGGGAAUACUCUCGUUUUUAUCAGCCCCCCUGAUCGGAGCAUUAUCGGAUAUCUACGGUCGGAAGUUGCUGCUGCUGAUGACAGUGACCUUCACUUGCCUGCCGAUCCCCAUGAUGACGAUCGACAAUUGGUGGUUCUUUGCGAUCAGCGCGAUAAGUGGAAUUCUGGGAGUUAGCUUCUCGGUUGUGUUUGCCUAUGUGGCGGAUGUUACGACCAAGGAUGAGCGGACCAGAUCUUAUGGAUUAGUAUCGGCCACGUUUGCCGCCAGUUUGGUGAUUGCCCCGGCCUUGGGAAAUCUCAUCAUGGAACUUUAUGGCAUUAAUACUGUGAUAUUGAUAGCCACGCUUGUUUCCACUUCAAACGUGAUCUUUGUACUGCUGGCAGUUCCCGAAAGUUUGCCGCGAAAAGUGAGAUCGGCUGGACUGAGCUGGAAGCAAGCGGAUCCCUUUUUGGCCCUACUAAGAGUGGGUUCAGAUCCCAAUAUCCUGCUACUGUGCAUUGUGGUCUUCAUGUUUCUACUCCCCGAAGCUGGUGAAUAUUCUAGUGUACCGGCCUACCUUAAAUUGUCGAUGGGAUUCGGUUUCGUGGAACUGUCGAUGCUGGUGGCUUUCAUGGCCAUUUUGAGCAUAUCGAUAAACGUAUCCUUGGGAUCUAUUGUAAAAAUUAUAGGUGCCAAGAAAUCCAUAUUGUUGGGCCUAUUUUUGGAGCUGCUGCAACUAGUUCUGUAUGCCGUCGGAGAUGAAAAGUGGCAAAUGUGGCUGGCUGGAAAUGUGGCCGCAUUGAGUUCUAUUACUUUUCCGGCCGUGAGCGCUUACGUUUCUCUAUAUUCGGAUGGUGAAAGUCAGGGAGCAGUGCAAGGGAUGAUCACGGGAAUGUCAGGAUUGUGUAAUGGACUUGGACCCGCUGUAUUUGGUAUCGUAUUCUAUCUAUCCGACAUGGACUUGAAUGAAGAUCGGCUUCUAAUCAGGAGUGUAAAUCGAGAUCGAACUGCUGCGGGUCCGUUUAUGUUUGGAGCCAUAUCUGUGUUUAUUGGCAUUCUUCUAGCCUCAUACAUUCCAGAUGAAAAGACAGCUAGAGGCAGUAAAGAGGAAUUUUCUGCCUUAAAGUACAUCAUUGAAAUGGACGAGGAGGUGCCAACAUCUUAGAUUUAUUAAAAAUAAAUUGAUUUAAUUUUUAUGUUUGUUAUUUUAAGACAUCACUUGAUUUUUUUUACAAAUCAAAUUAAAAUUCACAUAAUGAAACAAAAUUGUUUGUACGUUCUAAAAACUUGGUAGGUUAUACUAAAUGGUAUAUGGCAGUAAAAAUAAAGGUUUUCUUUAAAUGCUCUGUCCGUACAUAUUUUAAUAUACAUAAAAAAUUCUUAUGUAAUUGUUUGAUUUAAUGGGUUAAGGUAUAGACGCUAUGUCGUCCGUUGUCGUCAUUUUAUCAGCUACUUUUCCGCAGCCUCUCAGACAACGACCGCGUCUGUUUAUUUUGGUUUUUGUUUUUAUUUUUCUUGGCAUUUUCCUACUAUUUAUUUAUAAAAUUUGAUUUUGCUCUUCUAUUUUGAAGCACAAAAUUCACAACAGUUUAUUGACUCUUACGUAAGAGUCUUUGGUUUUGUUUGUUUUGCUCAUCAACAUAGCCCAAUCAGUAGCAAACAAAAUUUGCCAAAAAGAUAAUUUAUGCACAACAAUUGCAGAAUCCCAUAAAUAGAUCAAGCUCCCCUGAUGUCCCAUGUUGCCCAAUCACUUGGCAAACGAAUAUUCCUGUUUGGCUGACGUAUUCUCUUUCAUUUUUUUUGGUUUUGCUCAAACACAGGCAGCGCCGAAAACUUUCCAUUUGAACAAGCGAGUCCCAAUAAAUAUGUACGUAAAGCCCAGCGAAAGAGAGCCAUAAAAAUCAGAAUAGAGUGUGAUUAUAGCGAAACACGUGCAGGCAAAAACCUAUUCUCUCACUCUCUCGGUAAACUAAAAUAUUGGGAGAAUGUGUCUCACUGGGAAAACACUAUUUAACUGAUAUGCAGGGCCGGAUUAGUUGGGGGCGAGGUGCCAAAAUGGCAUUCAAUUUGGUGGUAUUAAAAUGAUUUCACGUCUUACUAAACACAUACAAUUCUAGUACCGUAUUAUUAAAAAAGAAAACAAAAUAAUAUAUAAGGGAGAAUGUAUUUAAAUUUCAUCCAAGUAAAUCACCUAAUAACCUUUUUUCAAAUACAUUUGAUCAAAUUGUU